GGGCUGGGCGCCCCGGUGACCCGCUGCCCCCACAGGGCUCAGGAGGUGAAGGAGAGCCCCUUCUUCCGCUCCCUGGACUGGCAGAUGGUUUUCUUGCAGAAGUACCCGCCCCCUCUGGUCCCCCCACGGGGAGAGGUGAACGCUGCCGACGCCUUCGACAUCGGCUCCUUCGACGAGGAGGACACCAAAGGAAUCAAGUUACUGGACAGCGACCAGGAGCUCUACCGCAACUUCCCCCUCACCAUCUCGGAGCGGUGGCAGCAGGAGGUGGCCGAGACCGUGUUCGACGCCAUCAACGCCGAGACCGACCGGCUAGAGACCCGGAAGAAGACCAAAAACAAACAGCUGGGCCACGAGGAAGGUGAGAGCGACCCCGAGCUGGUGCAGUGGAAGAAGGAGCUGCGGGACGCCUACCGGGAGGCCCAGCAGCUGGUGCAGCGGGUGCCCAAGAUGAAGAACAAGCCGCGCUCGCCCGUGGUGGAGCUGAGCAAGGUGCCCCUGGUCCAGCGGGGCAGCGCCAACGGCCUCUGA
This is a messenger RNA of Condylura cristata (star-nosed mole), 531 nucleotides long. Its product is annotated as beta-adrenergic receptor kinase 1-like. Lineage: Eukaryota; Metazoa; Chordata; Mammalia; Eulipotyphla; Talpidae. The transcript has 4 exons. The annotation marks the transcript as partial. Gene Ontology annotation, biological process: G protein-coupled receptor signaling pathway; protein phosphorylation; regulation of the force of heart contraction. Gene Ontology annotation, molecular function: G protein-coupled receptor kinase activity; G protein-coupled receptor binding; ATP binding. The record is from RefSeq and is a predicted model, not a curated record.